UUUGGCCCCUCUGGGCAUUCUCUAGUCUCAGAACCUCCGGGGCUGCGGUCUUGUCACAGGAUCCACCCAGGAGUGGGCGGGAAUGAUUCUUGGGUCCCAAGAGUGCGCCCGUUACAGUAUACCCGUCUGAGUUAUGCAUCACAGGGGACAGUAUUGUACACAGUACUUGGGAUGGCGAUGAUGUGGGUUGUCGUGAUAAUCAUGCUGCUGCUGCUGAUGAUAUUGCCCAGCGCCUCCCAAUUCCGCCCGGUCCAGACAAGAAAAGAAGGGGGUUUUGCCGCGCUCUCAAUAUCAGCUGGGCGAGAUCGAGAGAAAGGGUUCAACGUCAUUGCAUGAUUCAAGACCCUGAGCGACCACGAGCAACGUCCUUGAGUUUCGGGAUAUCUCGAGCCCAGGCGGCGAUGGGUUAACUAGUGACCUGCAGCUAUCUAAACCAUGGGUAUGACGAAGAGGCUUUGCUGAGCAUUUUCAGGCCUCAACUGUAGCUAGAGGUCACUCCAAUGCGGUUGUCCAUUAUAUAAGUUACCGGUUCAAUGCAUUGUUUUGCUUCUCAACACGCGUUGAUGAGUAUGGUACUGACCCUAUUCCCCUCCAUUGUUCACCACAAUCGGCUCCGAUGGCCGAGGAAAGCGCCUUGCCCGCCGCCCGAAGACCACAACUGAUUUACGUGGUUUAUAGAUCGGACCAGAUCAGAGUGUGAAGUGCUACCAUCAUACACAGUACCACAGUAUAUAAGGUAUCUUUAGUCUACAUACUUGCA
Aspergillus saccharolyticus JOP 1030-1 is the source of this 760-nucleotide messenger RNA. RefSeq lists its product as uncharacterized. The coding region runs from base 172 to 336 and encodes 54 amino acids. The transcript has a single exon. Lineage: Eukaryota; Fungi; Ascomycota; Eurotiomycetes; Eurotiales; Aspergillaceae. The record is from RefSeq and is a predicted model, not a curated record.